Pollicipes pollicipes is the source of this 1598-nucleotide messenger RNA. RefSeq lists its product as uncharacterized. The coding region runs from base 34 to 1275 and encodes 413 amino acids. The record is from RefSeq and is a predicted model, not a curated record. Lineage: Eukaryota; Metazoa; Arthropoda; Thecostraca; Pollicipedomorpha; Pollicipedidae. The transcript is spliced from 4 exons.
CGGCGGACGCCAGCCGCGGCAGCAGAGGCCCAAAUGGCGCGUGGAGCAGGCGUGAGCGACUUGGAGGGCAAUCGCUCCCGUUAUCGUGACGUUUAUGCCGCUCUGAAGACUCACGGGGUGACAAUCACGGCGCGCCGGUUUCGGAGGUUUAUUCUGGUUGUAAUUGCUCUGAGUUCAUGGCAGUGGAUUCUGCGACAAGGAUCAAUCAAGUUCAGCACAAGGACCCGGAACCCCACCGCGUCACUCUCCGCACGUCCCGGUGUCACCUCGAACUACUUCGGUGACGUCACCAGCGGUCAUGGUGACGUCAUUGGGCGACAGACGCGCCAGCGCUGCGACCGGAUCUUCUCACUGCUUCAUCGGCACUACGACUGGGCUGGCGGAGAGUCCGCCGACCCGGCCGACAGCUGCGCUGCGCCAUCGAUACCCGACUGGCAAGCUUCGCGCUGUCUCCACGAGGCGGCGGCCCGCAGAAGGCGUCCUAGUCGCAUAGUGUUCGUAGGUGAUUCUCGCAACCGUAUCCUGUACAACCACCUGAGGCAGCGGCUGCAGCUGGAGGACGUGCGAUGCCAGCCGCGGAAUGCCACCGACGCCCCCAGCGACACCCAGCGACCCUUGUGUACCGACCCUGGGAACGGUGCGCCCUACCCGGACAUUUGUCUGGAGAUAUUCUACCUGGCUGGGCAACGCAAUCACCUGGACAAGCUGCGCUGCAGCCAGCAGGCGCGUGGCCCGCUGCUGAGUGCUGAGUUCUGGUGGCGUAGCCACAUCAAAGAGGCGUUCGUGUCGCGGCUCGAGGCGCUGCGAGACGAGUGCGCGUCGCCGCAGGGGUGCGCCGACCUCGUGGUGCUGGACGCCGGGAUGUGGUACGCUGGGAGGAAGGUAUCGGGGAGCCACAACAGUGGCGCGCGCACACGCGCCACGCUGGAAUUCCAGAACCAGCUGCCCCGGCUGGAGCCGGCACUCUCGGCACUCUCGGCGCUCACCAGAGUCGUCUGGAAGCUGGAGGAGCCGGUGUCCGAGAUGUUUUCCAAGUCGCACGAACAAUCCACGUUUAACGUGCUGCACUCGCUGCUGCAUGAGCUGCAGGCCCGGAACGUGUGCCUGCAGCUGCGCAAGGUUCGUCAUAAAACCUUCAUACCGGUCCGGGGAGAGUGUUACGACGAGACGCACGUCGGAAAAACGCUGCUGGCGUACUACUCCAACCACGUGAUCAAUUUCCUGUGCCAAGACACGCCGGCGCUGCAGGCGACGAACAGCUGCUGCCGGCGAUGACGCCGGGACACACGCCCCCGCGCGCGCCGCGCGUGGUCCCUACCGUGAGAGCGGUGACCUCCAUGGUGAAAGGACUUUUUUGACGGGGCUACUGGACUAUUCUAUUAAGGACUAAUGGACAGAUUUGACGGGGCUGACUUCGACCUUCCCUCAGGCUUAACUGGUCAUUACCAGCACAGCAAAGUUUCGUCUUGUUGCAAAGUUGAGCCCUAUUGUGCUCUGUUGUGCCCGGCACCGAGACCGCAGCCGGUAAAUAUAUGUGCAUGUCCCGUAUUCCCUGCACUGCAAAGUGGGCAGCGUGGCGUUCUUCUGGGAUAACAGCA